Molecule: messenger RNA, 2193 nt
Organism: Trichophyton rubrum CBS 118892
Lineage: Eukaryota; Fungi; Ascomycota; Eurotiomycetes; Onygenales; Arthrodermataceae
Product: methionine aminopeptidase, type I
Exons: 2
Coding region: 841-1665 (274 amino acids)
Biological process (GO): proteolysis
Molecular function (GO): metalloaminopeptidase activity
Source: RefSeq, a predicted model, not a curated record
AGCAGCGAGCCUAUGAAUUCCUAGUUGAAGCGCGGCGCAACGCAAUCCAUCCACGCUUAUCACCUGCAUGAAAGUUAUCUGUGCUUGCUGUCCUUGAGGAGUUUAAGGAGUAUAUUAUUCCGUAUUUUGCACAAGGCGAGGCGUUGAAGUUAACUGUCCGAAAGGAGUAAUAAUUAUCGCGCGGCUAACUAUUUUAAGCGUCGUCGCUUAGUAACCAGGAAGCGAAGAAAAAAGCUGCAGAUCUUGAUCGCGGAGAAUUGGACAACCGAACGACCAGCUGCUUUACCACGACGGGAUCACUUCCUCUAGGAAAGAAGCACUAAUAGGCUUUUCUCUUCGAACCUGGCCUUUAGUCGCAGAUAGGAGCUGUAUUCCAAAUCUGUGUUCCAUUUGUUAGACAGCAGAUAUGAGCGCUCCAGACAACAAACAUUGUAGCGGGGUGGAUUGCAGUCAGGCAGCAGGAAGUCUACGAUGUCCAGCGUGUCUUAAAAUUGGGAUUGAAAGCUACUUCUGCUCCCAGGACUGCUUUAAGCGUAGCUGGGUACGCUUCCGUACUGUCUCACAAGGUGCUGAGACCGGCUCCUCUAAACUCGGGUGUUGCUGACCUUUAACGUACAGGGUGAGCACAAGGCGAUCCACAAGUCCAAGGAAACGUUCAACCCGUUCCCAACAUUCCCUUUUACGGGUAGUCUACGACCUGUGUAUCCCCUUUCUCCCAAGAACCCUGUCCCUAGCUCGAUCCAGCACCCCGAUUAUGCAGCAGAUGGAGUUCCACGCUCAGAACAAAAAAUAUUCGGGAGACACAACAUCAAAAUACUCAACGAAAAAGAAAUAGAGGGGAUGAGGAAGGUGUGCCGGUUAUCAAGAGAGGUGCUGGAUAUUGCCGCUCGAGAAAUUCGACCAGGUGUCACCACUGACCACAUUGAUAAAGUUGUGCAUCAAGCUUGUCUAGAAAGAGAGGUAAGUGAUACAGAGUCUUUCUCGUUUCGAUAUACCGGCUGUCUGACUGUCUUCCAGGCUUAUCCAUCACCACUAAACUAUGUGAACUUUCCCAAAUCCGUCUGCACCUCUGUGAACGAAGUUAUCUGUCACGGUAUCCCCGACCAACGACCCCUAGAAGACGGUGAUAUUCUAAAUAUCGAUAUCUCGCUUUACCAUGGCGGAUUCCACGGCGAUCUCAAUGAAACAUAUUAUGUCGGCGACAAAGCCAAGGCAGACCCUGAUGCGGUUCGAGUUGUAGAAACUUCAAGGGAAUGUUUGGACAAAGCGAUUGAAAUUGUUAAACCAGGAACCCUAUUCCGAGAAUUUGGGAAUGUGAUCGAGAAGCACGCCAAGAGCCGGGAUUGCAGCGUUGUCAGGAGCUAUUGUGGCCACGGAAUAAACCAGCUAUUCCACACUACCCCAAGCAUCCCGCAUUACGCUAAAAGCAAAACUGUGGGGUCAGCCAAAGCAGGGAUGUGCUUCACUAUUGAACCCAUGAUCAAUCUCGGAAGUUAUCGAGACAAAACAUGGCCCGACAACUGGACAAGUGUUACCAUAGACGGGAAGAGAUCAGCUCAGUUUGAGCAUACGCUUCUAGUGACAGAGGAUGGUGUCGAUGUCCUUACUGCAAGGCUCCCAGAUUCGCCGGGCGGUGCGAUACCGAUGCCAGCCGCUGCUUCAUAGGGCGUGACGAGCUAGAAUUUCGGAGUCACGCCUUCCCGUAUCAAAGUUAAUCGUGUUUCUGAAGAAUAUCAAAUAAGCCUUUUUCUACUAUCUAGAAUGCUCUUUUUGGACGACAAGAAAGAGAAAAAAAAAAUAGAUUCCGCCUCUCGCAUGGCCUUUUUCAACAACUAUUACUUCGAUAUCCUUUCCAGGAGCUCUCUUUGUAAGUGGCACGUGCUAUGAGCUAUUUAGCCGCAAAGUUUCCAUUAGCGCUGUUAUUGUCACGUGCUAGGUAUUUAUCUGCCGCGGAGCCGUCUGCUUUAGAAUAACGUGGAAAUGAACUUUGUUACACAGGUCAGCUCCAACUCAAGAUGGAUAUAACGACUGAAUUACACGCUGAAGAGUCCCGGCCUUUAGCUGCUACCCGCAACAAAGCUCAGCAAUUCCUCGGUUCUGGUUGGUCGUCCUUCUGGAUAAUAACGAGCCGCCGGAUAAGGCUCGAAGCGGGGCUUGCGCCGGCCCCACUUUUGCUUACCGAGCAGCUUUGGC